UUUUAAAAGUUUAUAAAAAGUUGGUAGAAAGCAUAUCACAAUAAAGGACACUUAUCUAAUAAUUAUAUUAUUUUUAUCAUUGUCAUAAUAAGAUAAUAAACAUUUAUCCUUUUAAUUAAUAAAAUAGAUUCACGCAAAGUGCCCUCUCCUUCUAGCUAAGUACAGCUUAAAACCAAAUAGACUGUCUCUUCUGUUAAGUUUAUACUAUGUCAUACACACUCAUACAUCUAACGUGCAUCAAUUCGCCUGGUACAGACGCACCGAACCGCUUUGCUCUAUCUACGUGGAUAACAUGUCUACAUCUGCAUCGGUGCAUCUUGUGCUCGAAAUUAAUGCACGCAUUAAUGUAUGCAACAUUCAUAUAAUUGUAUAAUUUUUUGACAAUUAUCACUCUUAAACGAUUUGCGUGUUACAUUUUAAUAGAAAUUUUCAUGUUUAAUACAAGAUUUAAUUUUAUUAAUAUACUUUGCAUAAAUUCCAUUUGGAAAUAUUUUGAAUUUAUCAAUUAUCGCAAAUAGUUUACUUAAUUCUCAAAUAAUAUUGUUAUAAAGAUUUGCAAAUAUGUGUAUGCUCUAUAAUUUUUAUUCUAAAAAUUUAUAUUAUCUCAAAACAUGUUUUCUAAUUCAUUUCGUUUCGAUUCGAUUAUAAAGUAGCUCAAUAUCUGUCAAUACUUUGGAGUGAUAAAAGAUGUUUCCCCAAACAGAUACGAGAAAGUUUAGACACACAUGAGAUUUCUCUAAUCGUGUGCCUUGGUAUUAUCUUCGCUUACCAAACGAAAAAAGUACAUAUCAAAUACUUGCGCGAUUCAUCUCGAUCUCAAAGAUAUCGACCGUUUACAAAUACGCGAUAUCACACAUACAUUGUACAAUAUAUUUGAAAUAAAUUUUAAUCGGAUUGUGUGCGAUUAUCAAUACGUAUAAGUCGAAGUAGCUUUCCUAUGAUAACGCGACCAUGUAAUGUCGAACGCGACCAAACUCGAAGUGAGGAGCAACCAUGUAAAUUUAUUGGGGCUAAGAGUAUAAAUUCUCGUAUAAAUCUCAAUUGUCGCAAAAAUAACAGAUUCGAAGGACGGAAACACGUUUGUGUCCGUGAAAAUCGGAAAUUUUCCUACGCGUGUUUAAUCGAAGGGAUAGACGAUUGCUUUGCGCAGUAUCUUAUCGGUGUAAGAGAGCGCGAUAAAUCUCUCACGAAUGAAAAAUAUAAACGUGUGGUCAAACUCCGAGUGUCGGAUAAACGGCAGGUAAUCAUUGCGUGUCGUAUCGCGUAGGGAAAACGUCGAGAGAGAGAAAGAUCACGUAGUUUUGCGUCUUUCGCGCUGUAACCCGAAAAAAGAUCACCCUCUUGCACGUGUUCUUACAUAACGAAGAAUGGUAUGGCGGCACAGACAUAUGGUCGGAUACCGGAUAUUUCUCGUUAUUACUAUACCAGCUACGUACAUUUUUUGCGUCAGUAUGAUGGGACUAUUUUCUGACAGUUCGAAUAUCGACUACGAAGCAGACUGGCGAGGACGUAAAUUGCUACAGGCGAGUAAGUUGGAACAACAAGGGAACGAUAGUUACAACUGCACGCCACCGGCAAUCAAAGAAUUCCCGUCCGACGGAUUUACGCGGCAGCAAAGACAGGCAGGAUUUAUAAUAAUCCACUUCGUCAUUGCUAUCUAUCUGUUUUUAUUACUUGCUAUUGUCUGCGACGAUUAUUUCGUUCCCUCUAUUAAGAAAAUUUGCGAGAAGCUUAAUGUCACCGAGGAUGUGGCCGGCGCGACCGUGAUGGCGGCUGCGAGUUCGAGUCCGGAAUUGUUCAUCAACGUUAUUGGUACCUUCGUGACGGAAGGUGAUUUGGGAGUCGGCACUAUCGUCGGUUCCGCGGUAUUCAACAUAUUGGCGGUACCUGCGUGUUGCGCGUUGUUUGCCAACAAAGUGUUACAUUUAGAGGGAUGGCCCGUGUCGCGCGAUACACUGGCGUAUGCCUUGACAGUUCUUCUCUUGAUCUUGACUCUGCGAGACGGACGUAUCGAGUGGUACGAGGCGCUCAUCCUCGUCGCUUGUUAUAUUCUGUACAUAACAGCAAUGUGUUUCAAUCGUCGUAUCAGCAAUUUCAUAAAUCGAGUAACAUCUAGAAAGAAAAGAUAUAGAAAUAUCUGCGAAGAGAGCCCCCUGCUUCUACCGAAUAACUUGAUCAAAGAAACGGAGAUUUGUGAAUUUUCGAGUUCGAGUGAGCCGGACGAAUCACUCGAGAUAGUAAAUAUGACGUCUUGGCCGAAUUCGACGUGUGAGAAAUUAUGGUGGAUAAUCACUUGGCCCAUUAAUCUAGUACUACUCAUUACUAUUCCCGACUGCAGAAGAAGCAGGUUACGAUUCUGCUAUCCUGUUACGUUUUUCAUGUGUGUAAUAUGGAUCGCGACUACAUCCUACAUUAUUGGAUGGGUCAUCACUGUCAUCGGCAAUACUUUUAGAAUUCCUGAUUCUAUUAUGGGCUUAACGUUUCUCGCGGCAGGAAUGAGCGUACCUGAGGCAGUUUCAAGUGUUAUUGUUACAAAUCAAGGUCUCGGAGCUAUGGGGAUAAGUAAUUCGAUCGGAUCAAACGUAUUCGAUGUCUUAUUAUGUCUCGGAUUGCCAUGGUUUAUAAAAGCUACGCUAUUACCGAAAAUACCCGGACAAUAUUACGUUCAAAUCAAUUCUCAGGGACUAGUAUACAGUUCGGCAUCUCUCUUUUCUACAUUAAUCAUCUUAUAUGGAGCUUUACUUAUUAACAAAUUCAAAUUAAAUCGAACAGUCGGGAUCAUCUGUCUCGUGAUGUACGUCGUAUUUUUGAUAUUUGCAUCCAUUCUAGAACUCAAUACAUUCUUUGUCGUUAAUUUACCGAUAUGUAUCGACUAGGAAAUAUAUCAAUUUCGUUCAAACAUAAGAUAUUUAUAUUUUUUGUUGAUAUCUGUGUGUGAAUCUGUAUGUUGCGACAAGCAAAUUUUUACUUAAAACGUUUGUACAAUUUUUGUACAAGUAUGAAACAAAGAUAUCUGAAUAUUAAUAAACUUCUAAUUAAUAUAUCACAUUAAAAAAAAGUUAUGAUAAGUUUAUCUAUCCUCUACAUAUAGUUACUCAUAAAAAUUAUAUUAUAAUCUAUCAUACUAUUUAUGCUUAUUCUAUAUGUUUAAAUUGAAUUAUAUAUUAACACAUACACAUAUAAUAGAAGUAUGUUCAUCAACUUUAUGGGAAGAAUGUCACAUGAAAUUUUUUAAAUAUAGAUUGCAAAAUAUAUAUAGUAUAUGUGUACUGUAAUUCUCAAAUAUUAUGAAUGAAAGAGAUAUAAAAUAAUUUCAUUA
Messenger RNA from Formica exsecta, 3319 nucleotides. Its product is annotated as sodium/potassium/calcium exchanger 4-like. The transcript is spliced from 9 exons. The record is from RefSeq and is a predicted model, not a curated record. Gene Ontology annotation, biological process: calcium ion transmembrane transport; intracellular calcium ion homeostasis. Gene Ontology annotation, cellular component: membrane. Gene Ontology annotation, molecular function: calcium, potassium:sodium antiporter activity; calcium channel activity. NCBI's taxonomy places the organism in Eukaryota, Metazoa, Arthropoda, Insecta, Hymenoptera, Formicidae. Bases 1368 to 2876 code for a protein of 502 amino acids.